Molecule: messenger RNA, 875 nt
Organism: Dacryopinax primogenitus
Lineage: Eukaryota; Fungi; Basidiomycota; Dacrymycetes; Dacrymycetales; Dacrymycetaceae
Product: DUF55-domain-containing protein
Exons: 9
Coding region: 1-789 (262 amino acids)
Cellular component (GO): nucleus
Source: RefSeq, a predicted model, not a curated record
AUGGCCUGGUUAAUGAAGGCCGAGCCGGAAAGCCGGGUGGUGAAAGGCAAAGACGUAAAGUUCUCCGUAGACGAUUUUGAAGAAAUAAAAGUGUCACCUUGGGAUGGUGUUCGCAAUCCAGAAGCAAGCAGGUUCAUGCGAGAACGCAUGAAAUUGGGCGACAAGGUUCUCUUCUAUCAUUCUAAUACCAAGAUUCCCGGAAUCGCAGGCUUUGCCGAGAUAUGCAAGGAGGGAUAUCCCGAUUGUAAGCUUCAUGUAUUUUAUUACUUAACAACUAACAGCUUGCACAGAUACUGCAUGGGAUCCAAGACGGACAAGGAAAAACCUAAAUGGUACAUGGUCGAUGUUCGGUUCAUCUCUAGAGCCAAGCAUAUGGUUUCUCUGCCGCUCCUGAAGCAUCUUGCCACACUGUCGGAACCGCCAGCAGACUUGCCAUAUCUGACCUCAGAACACCUGAAGGCGAUCAAGAAUAUGGCAUUGUUGACACGUGGCCGGCUCAGCGUGCAGCCUGUAGAUAAUCCGCUGGUGGUUGAAGCGAUUCAACUUCUUGCCGACAAGGGUGGAUGGGAUGAAGAUAUCGAUGGAAAGAAGAAGACCAGCGGUAAGAAACGAGCUGGUGAGGAACAGGGUGAGGCACCGGAGACGGAUAAGACGACGGAGGGAGCCGAUGGCAAGGGUAGUGAAGCUGAGUUACGGGAACCGUCCGCAAAGAAGAAACGGAAAUCGGGUGGGAGUGAUACGCCGACUCGGUCAGAGGGUACUCGUCGGUCCUCUCGAUUGAAGAAGUAGGAACGAAAUAGGGGGUUUGCCAGUGGUUGGCUACAUAGAUGUACACAGAAUGUUGUCAAUGGGGUUACUUUAUUGAGAGAUGAUGU